Messenger RNA from Periophthalmus magnuspinnatus, 1065 nucleotides. RefSeq names its product transmembrane protein 255B. The transcript has 9 exons. Lineage: Eukaryota; Metazoa; Chordata; Actinopteri; Gobiiformes; Gobiidae. The coding region runs from base 7 to 954 and encodes 315 amino acids. The record is from RefSeq and is a predicted model, not a curated record.
GGAUAUAUGAUGACUGCAACAAUACCUGCAACACGGAGCAGAGACAAACUGAUCCCAACAAGAAAAGCAACAGAGCCGAUGGUGAGACUUAGGCGAGCACUGUGGUUGGCACUGAGCAUGCUCAGUUUGUCUCUGCUGCUUGUGGCACUGGGAAUUUAUACAACCACCCUGACAGAGACAGUGAGUGUCUCUGGCUACGCUUCUGGGAUUAUUUUGACCUUGGGAUCCUUCCUGGGGCUCUUGGGACUUGGCCUGGAGGAAAACCGCAGGCAUCUGAUAACAGCGGCCAUAGUUUUCCUCAGUUUUGGAAUCAUCACAUCUGUCUUGUGCCUGAUGAUAGAUGGAGCAUCCAUUGCCUUUAACAUGGAUAUGCGACCAUUAAGAGCAGGACGGUGUCAGUAUUACAGCGGUGGAAAUGGUUACCUCUAUGAAAACUACUACACCACAGUUUCAUGUUGGAGUUUAGAGGAAACAUGUAACAUAACUGUCAGAAGUGGGACCUGUUAUUGCUGUGAUCUGUACGGCUGUGCUAUUGGGGGAUACCUGAACAACUACUAUGAGUUUGUGGGAGUUCAUAGCUGCCAUGAUGUUUUCACUUUAUACUUUCUCAUCUGGAGUCUGACGGGUCUUAACCUUAUGGCCUUCUUCAUGGGCAUCCUUACCACUGCAGUGCUGGGCAGCAUCAAGUACAAGAGGGGUCCUGGCCUGGGGUCCGAACCCACCGGGAGAGGGCUAUCCUCUCCCUCUGCUCCUUUGCUGAUGGAUGCCAGCGCCCACACCACCCCACAGCUCCACCCGGGAGCAUCUUUGUACAUUCCCUCUUCAUCAUCAUCACCACCAGUAGCAGAAUCAGUACCACAUGUCUCCAGUGUGUCCCAGAGUUUUCCAAUGACGCUGCCUUGUGGAACAGAUUUUAAUUCUCUCCACUUUACCCCUCUGUCUUACCGGGCGUGAGAUCACCACACACAUAUUAUUGAAUGUACUGUGGUUCACUGUCUCAUUCACCCUUUACAGACAAAUCAUGCUCUAAAUAGCAUAGUAUUCAGUUUUAUAAUGUUUUUAUAU